GACAGGAAACAAAGGAGGGGGGUUUUCUUUUCCUUGCUGAAGAAUACUACUCCCCGUACUCCUCGCCGCUCCGACCCGCCGCCGCCGUCGCCGUCGCCUCCUCGCUCUUGACGGCGAGCAGUCGCGUCCCAGCGGCGUGCGAGGGAGGGAGGGCGAGCUCCGGGCAUGGCGUGGGCGGCGCUGAGGCCGGUGGUGAAGGCCUGCAUCGGCGGCUCCCUCAUCGGCCUCACCAUCUCCGACCGCUACUUCUCGUUCGCGGCCGUCCACGGCGACUCCAUGCGCCCCACCUUUGAGGGCAGCGCAGAUGGACGCGAGUACGCGCUGGUGAAGCGGAGUCCCCUCUACGACUACUCCCGCGGCGAGGUCGUCGUCUUGGCGUCGCCGGUGGACCACCAGAGGAAGACGAUCAAGAGGCUGAUUGGGCUGCCCGGCGACUGGGUCAGCCUCCCCGACAAGGAGGAGGUCCGGAAGAUACCGGAGGGCCACUGCUGGGUCGAAGGGGACAACGGCGGCGUCAGCCGGGACUCGAGAGCCUACGGCCCUGUGCCGCUUGGUCUGGUGCAGGGGAGGGUGACGCACGUGGUGUGGCCGCCUAGCAAGAUGGGCCGCGUCGACAAGAGGGUGCCGUCGGAAGGAAGGGGAAGGGUCAUGCCACAGCGCAAUCUCUAGCCUCCCUUGGCGGCCGCUUUGUCCCGCAGUUUUGUUCGUCCUCACAGAAGAUUGAUUCAUCAUGUAAUAACAAAUGUAACAUGAACAGACAUUGCGCGUUCCAGAUGUAGCAGAGCAAUAGAGACUUUCUUCUGUAACAUUACCUAUCGGCUGUAUAAGGGAAGGGCAAGCAGAAGCUUUGGUAGGAGGAGCCUGCUAGGCUAGGCAGUAGCUGCAGGCAAAUUUUGGGUGGAUGGUGAUGAUGCAUUGACGUGUAUAAUGUAUACUCCCUCCGUUCCUAAAUAUUUGUCCUUCUAGACAUUUCAAAUGACUACUAUAUAUAUAUGUUGCCAAAAUCCUCUUGAAUUUGAAACUUCGGCUGGAUUUGGUACGUCCAUAUA
Molecule: messenger RNA, 1049 nt
Organism: Triticum aestivum (bread wheat)
Lineage: Eukaryota; Viridiplantae; Streptophyta; Magnoliopsida; Poales; Poaceae
Product: mitochondrial inner membrane protease subunit 2
Exons: 4
Coding region: 166-669 (167 amino acids)
Cellular component (GO): membrane; mitochondrial inner membrane peptidase complex
Molecular function (GO): serine-type endopeptidase activity
Source: RefSeq, a predicted model, not a curated record